This is a messenger RNA of Lytechinus variegatus (green sea urchin), 1040 nucleotides long. RefSeq lists its product as uncharacterized. The record is from RefSeq and is a predicted model, not a curated record. The transcript is spliced from 4 exons. The coding region runs from base 214 to 972 and encodes 252 amino acids. NCBI's taxonomy places the organism in Eukaryota, Metazoa, Echinodermata, Echinoidea, Temnopleuroida, Toxopneustidae.
GCGAUCUUUGCUUGUACUUACGACCACAAAUAACACACACGAGUUGUGUCAACGCCAUAUUUAUCGCCAUCUUUUUUUUAGCAGAGAAGUUCACCCCAGCAAACUCUCUUCUUUCCAAGUUCAUAACCAGUGCGAUAUCUAGUAUACAUCAUUCCAGUUCAUUUUCGAUAUCAAAAGGCGGCCAUACUAAGUCCCUGACUGAAACAAUUGAGAAUGGCUGCUCGGGGCCAACAGAGAUCAUCAUUUUUAUCUGACGACAGUAAAAUAUAUGAACUGUCUGAAACCAUCAAUGCUCCUGAGCAGUAUGAGAAGCUUGGCCGCGCUUUACUAGGAUCCAAUCCUGAGGUCGCAAAUCUUAUUGGAGUAAUGUCGAUGGACUAUGAAAAUGUUGUUUUCAAGUUCUUUAGUAAAUGGAGAGAUGCAAAUGGAUGUGGAGAUGGCCAGUGCAGAACAAUGAUUGAGAUUCUAAAAGAUUGUGGAUUGACAGAUGUGGCAACCUGGUUGAAAGACAAACAAGGACAACAACCAAAUUGUUUGGGAGAUGAUAAAGUUUUACAGGACCUGUCCUUCAAAAUUGACUGCCCAAAGUACGUUGAGAAACUUGGCCGGAAACUGACAGAAAGUGAAGUUGAAUAUUCCAGCGUAGUCGGUGGCAAUAGGCCGCCAAACUACAAGGAAGCUCUCUAUCAGUGCCUUAUAAAGUGGAGGAACGCGGAAGGAUCAAGCCUCGAAUCGUCCAGGAAACUUUGGGAAGUUCUAUGCCGACGGAGAUUGAGCAUCGCUGUCAAGAAGUUGGAAGAAUUUGAGCCAUCUCUAGUUAAGGAUGCAGUCACCACGCAGUGUUCAGAAGAAACAGGGGAACCUGUAGCAGGAGUCCAUAUCCAAGGCCUCGUGAAGCCCUGUGAAGAAAAUACAUCGGGGCUCUGGUCUUUUGAGCCCCCGAAUCGCACAAAACCGGAUGGGAAACCUUGAAAAUGCGCCCCAAAACUCGCCAUUCUCUUCCAUGUUAACGCUUUCCAAUGUUGCAGAUUUAUGCAAUA